AUGGCAACACAAGAUGAGUUUGCAGCAGCUAAGUACCACAGCCCAGUUGCUGUCUACUGUGGGACUGUGCCCAAAUUCAAACCCGAUAGAUACACAGCUCUGCAAGGUGGAAGCAUUGAUUCGAACUUGCAGUUUUGUGGCAGCAGCUGGACCACUGAAGAAGGUGAGGAUGGAAAGGGCACCACCUCUCCCCUGGGUGGCCCGGUCGGCAAGGCGAGCAUGCAUGACCACAGCGCUGAGUAUGGAGGUGAUCUCUCCCCACUUUCUCACCAAGCCUUGCCCCAGGACCCCCAGGAGAGGGAGGUGAGCAGUGCUGCCUUGGCAACCAUUCUGAUAAAGGGCAAGCUGAAGAUGAGGAGGAUGUCUGAGGGUCUGUUAGCCUCACAGAGAGGCCUGACUGACUGCAGUGACCCUAGAGGGGUUACCCUGAAGCCAAUAGUUUCCAGGUCAGCUUCCCAGAGGCGCCUGGUAACCUCCAAGCCUGUGCCUCCCAUCCACAUCCCAUCCAGCCUGCCUUCCUCAGAGCCCAGCAGGAUGAGCAACGCAGAGCAGGAGCGUGGGGAAGAUGGCACCGGCUAUGAUGAGAGUGAUGGGAAUAACAAGCAGCUGAUGUCAGAGGGAGAAGGAUAUAAAGCUUCCCCACUGCCCUUGUAUGGCAGUGGUGUGGAUGGGAAGAAGUCACUGAGAACGGCUGUGAUUCCUCCUAUCCCCAAGUCAGCAAGACCAUCUGAUGGGGCUCCUGAGAGCGCUGCAGUGCCUCUCCCAAGCUCUCAGCAUGUGGUUUUCCAAGAGGCCCUGGAGAUGAGGCCAAGCUCAGGCAGCAGCAGUGAAGAGAAGACCCUUAAAUAUCCAGAGCUCCACACUCCAGAACCCAUCUUGCCUGUUCUCCGGCAUCGUGCUGUUGGUGGCGUGAAGUCUGCCGGACACUUACGUGCACCUGUGCACCCGUUAACAGGCCUCCCACUCAGCCAGGCCAAGGAGAUGGAUAAUAUCAUAAGCCCUCACCUUCUGAGUGACAAUGACUUGAAGGACAGCAAUGGGAAGAUCCACGUCGUCUUGUCCAAGUCAGCUCAGAAGAAAAUACAGCAGAAGCGAAUGGAACAGAUGGAGCUUUUGCGUAGAGAGAGGGAGAAAGAGAGAGAAAAGGGAAAGUCCUUGCAGCUCCCGACACAGAACGUUGACGCUGGGGAUGCAGCUGAAGAAAGCUUUAGCCUACCACCUGUCAAUGGGCCAGCUUCCAUUGCCCAGAGCACGAGCAAUGCAUGCAGAGAGCGCACUGGUUCUGCCUUGAAGAAGCGGGUCAACCGGCCCUCACUGCCCAGCAUCCCCGUCAUCAGCCAGGGUGGCAGCUCCCCACACAGCUCCUCAGCAGUAUCGCUGCCAGCCAUUACUCUGGACUUCCUGGAGUGGGGAGAAGAGGCGGAGUGUGGGAACGUCCAGGAAGCCCGAGCCUUCCCUAACCCACAGCAGGGACUGCUCAACGCGCUCGCAUGGCUCAGCAGCGAUGACUGGGAGCAGAAAGCGAAGGGACUCCUCAGCAUCAGACGCCUGGCUAUCUGCCACUCAGAAGUUCUUCUUUGUAGACUUCAUGAUGUUUCCUUGGCAGUUACCAAAGAGGUGAACAACCUCCGCUCGAAGAUGUCUCGCUUUGCCAUCGGCACACUUGGAGAGCUCUUCAGGACCAUGAAGAAGCACAUGGACCACGAGGUGGAUGAGGUUGCUCGGGUCUUGCUCCAGAAGGUGGGGGACUCCAGCAAGUUCAUUCAGAAAACAGCCAAUCGAUCCCUGGGGAUCAUGGUGGGGAGCGUGACUCCUGCACGAGCAAUGACUGCUCUCAUGGCUAGUGGAGUCCAGCACCGCAACGUCCUGGUGCGGAAGUGUGCGGCCGAACACCUCCUGACCGCAAUGGAGCAAAUCGGAGCUGAGAAGCUCCUGUCGGGCACGCGUGACAACACCGAGCUGCUGGUGUGCACGGUGGUGAAGCUUGCUCAGGACCGUCAUCAGGACACAAGGUGUUAUGGGCGGAAGAUGCUGAGUCUAUUGAUGAGUCAUCGAAAAUUUGAUCGGUAUUUGAAACAGUCUGUCCCCUCACGUGACUUGGAAGAUGUUAUGGCAACACUUAAGCAGAAAACAGCGAAGGAAGUAUUAUCACUAGAAAUAAAUUUGAGAUCUGGCUCUGAUGUACCCGUCUUACCCCACCAGACAGUCCAUCACACAUCAUUUCAGAGUAUGGAAGAAACUGAACAGCUCGAGGAGCUUUGCAACCUCUUGACAGCCAAGGAAUUUCAGACUUGUAUAGAGGGGGUGAUGCUCCUCCUCCAUCACUGCAAACAAAGCCCCAAGUUCAUCUCCGCUAACAUUGUCCAGAUUUUUGAUGGCUUUGUGCUGAGACUUCAGGAUUGCAACAAGAAAGUGAACAGGCAGGCACUGGAGGUGCUGGCUUUGAUAAUACCCUUGCUCAAAGACAGCUUACACCCCGUGCUGGUCUGUCUGGUAGCAGCAGUCACUGACAACCUCAACUCCAAGCACGCGGGGAUUUAUGCUGCAGCAGUGAAAGCGCUGGAGGCAUCCAUUUCUCACCUAGAUAAAACAUUGGUGCUGCAAGCACUUGCCCAGCGAGUGUGUUUCCUCAGCGGCCAAGCUCUGCUGGAUGUCACAGAAGGUCUCUCAGUGCUCGUGGCAUCUGUUUAUGCCCGGAAGCCCCAAGCCGUCAAGCGCUACGCCCUGCCCGUGCUCUGGUUCUUCCUGGGAAACAGGGUCCUGCCUGUCCGAAGCGGCAACGUCAGGGCUGUGGUCGCCGAGUUUGCAAAGAGCCUCUACGGAGUGAUGGGCUCCAAGCUGCAGGAGCACGCUGCCAGCCAGCCUCAGCACGUGGCAAAAAACCUCCAGGACAUUUUGGAUCGGAAUGCCGGCUGA
Molecule: messenger RNA, 2916 nt
Organism: Phaethon lepturus (White-tailed tropicbird)
Lineage: Eukaryota; Metazoa; Chordata; Aves; Phaethontiformes; Phaethontidae
Gene: TOGARAM2
Product: family with sequence similarity 179, member A
Biological process (GO): microtubule cytoskeleton organization
Cellular component (GO): cytoplasmic microtubule; cilium
Molecular function (GO): microtubule binding
Source: RefSeq, a predicted model, not a curated record